Molecule: messenger RNA, 2860 nt
Organism: Lingula anatina
Lineage: Eukaryota; Metazoa; Brachiopoda; Lingulata; Lingulida; Lingulidae
Product: AP-5 complex subunit zeta-1
Cellular component (GO): AP-5 adaptor complex
Source: RefSeq, a predicted model, not a curated record
CAAAUCCAAGAUGUCAGCCUCCAUAAUAGAAAAUGUCUUGAAACAGUCUAGGGGUUAUUCACAACAUGACUUGAAUGAUUUUUGUGGCAGGAUACAGACAAACACAGUAGCUGAUAUAAAUGGGGAAGGUUUUAUCCAAAAGAUGCGUCAACUUUACCUAUUACUUCACUGUACAAGAUACAGACGAAGCAUUCCCCAAGAGCUGAUUAACAAACUCGUAAAGAUAUUGACAGAUACAGAAGAAUGCAGUUGGCGAAGUAGGGUUAUAUGUGUAGCAGUUCUUGCAGAAUUAACACCUUGUGAAGAAAUCAAGAUUUUUGAUUUCAACACUGGAUCUAAGAAUGUGCAACUAGCACAAAGUUUACAAGUUAUUGCUUCUCAGGGACCAACUUUGGGUGAUUUUGGACAAAUCAUUCCUCUGAUGGUGAGAUGGAUUUCUACAGUUGGUUUUGACCAUGAUACCCAGAUCAGAGCUCUUCUUUUCAUCAACCACAUAGCGGCAUUACAUCAGCAACUCCUCACUGAAGAUCAAGUUCAUGUUGUGAGCUCCCAGAUAGCAGAUUGGUUGGCGCAUGCCAGCGUGACGCAGUCCCCAGACCCACGCUCUAGACACCUGUUUAAAAAAGAAGAAGAGCUGAUGACAGAACUGGAUGGAACUCCAUCAAAAGAUCAAUUUACUGUGUUGUCUCUGGGAAAGUACUACAGUUCUGAUCAGAUGUUGAAUAUACACAGUUUCUCAGUGCUGCACACUUGGCUGAAAAACACCAGUAGGGCAGGGCUGUUCGUUACCUCUGACACCUCCAGUGCAGAGGAUUUAGACUCUUCUAUGACUGAUGUAUCUAGCAAGCAUAUACUGAUUGAGAAGUCACUGGACUAUUGCUUUCGACUUCUAGACCAGUGUGAAAGAAGGGUCAAGCAACCAAAGGAUUUAUCUUUGCAAGAAGGUGUGCUAAUUGAGGUGCUGUCAGUCUUAGACUGCAUAUGCCAGUUAAAGCCGGGCCACGUGACCAGGGUGUUUACAUAUGCACAGAGACUGUAUGAUAGAAUAGCUAAUGAUGCUGCACAGGCCAGAGUGGUGCUACAGAUUAUCCAGCUCUUCCUGAACCAUGGAGACAUAGCAGGCUUUAACUCAGACUCUGCCUUAGAGCAUUACUUUGGAACCAUCUUGGCAGUCAGCUUUAAGCAUCCUGCAGUAGCCUUUGAUACAGUCCUGUUCAUCAGGGAAAAUCUUGAAAUACUCUGCUACAAAACAGAUGUGUUGAGCAAAUUUUGUCCAAAUAUAUUAAAGAUCCUAGCAUGGAACCCAAGAAGCUACCUUACAGAAUUCAUUGAUAUACUUCCAGCCAUGAUAACACCAUCAACAGCAUUGGAGAUAGUGCACACCUUGUUAGACCUUGCUUGCAUGACAGCAGCAAUAGAAAGUAGUGGCAAGAUGGAAGCUAGAGACAGAGAGUCCAUGGAAAUGCCAUCUGUUGCUUUAGAGAGGCUGAAGGAAGUUAAAAACAGUCUGCAAUAUAAACCAUAUUUCAGUUUUAUUCUGAGGAAUGAGAGUGGACAUGGGGACACAAUAAGCAAGCUUGGUGACUUACAUGCAGUACUGAAAGACAUGAUGCAGUCUCCCAGAGUUUUGGUGUGUCUACAAGUGGUCCCAGUACUCCUAAAAGUUUACUUCAAGACUGUGUUGAGCCUUGGUGAUUUUGAACUGUGUAGUCAACUGCUUCCAGUAUUGUUGGAGAGGGUAGGGGUCCUGUAUGGCAUAGACCAGUAUCGGAAUGAUAUCAAAAAGAUUUUUGCUGAACAGCUUCAAGCCUUGGUGAAAAAACACCCACAGCUUGUACUAGAACAGCACCCAGAAAUCCUGGAAUACGUUGGACAAAUCAGAAAUAUCACAGACAAAGAGGACUUCUUUAUUCACUUGGUUUGGGUUGUUGGUGAAUAUACCUCUGCAACAUAUGAUCCCAGGUGCACCCCAGAGUUGGUAUCCAAGACCUACGAGACUUUAGAAACUCUUCUCUAUGAGCUCUCUGGACUGAUGAGCGCUGUUGCCUCUGAAAACGAGGCACCGUAUUCUGUCAGACUGUUAACUGUGAUGAUGUCAGCUGUUGCCAAGCUUGCUUCAAGGUGCCAGGACCUAAUUCCUAGAGUCUUGUUGUGUUUGACUAAGGUGGGUCAGCAGCACAGGGAUGGAAAUUUGGAGGAGGAGAGCAAACAAGUCCUGCUGGCCAGGGCUAGUGAGCUGAUUAAUCUGUUAAAACUCCCAAAUGUUGCACCUGUGAUUCUUAGCCCCUCUGCAGAGCUGGAAACUGGCAAAUGGCACACAGAAAACACUUCCCUUCCUGUCCUAUUAAGGGCUUCCAAUGGGAUUUUGCAAAACAUAUUAUGAACAUUCAGAUGAAUUGGUUCAAGUGUUUUAUCCAGAGGGACUAUGCAAAUGUUUAAUGACCAUCCAGUGGAAUUAUGCAGAAUGUCAACAUCAAAGAAAGUAAAAUAUCAUCAUACCCAAUUGGUUCUGAAACUUAUUUUGACAGACACGGCAAAAGGAAGUUGGACAAGUGUUGUAGAAAAUACGAAAGUGGUUUAGCUGUUGAAAACCCCAUGUGCAAUAUUCAGUCAUUUUUACUAUUUUAUUGCAUGAGAGCUUGCAGCAUUUGUAGGAUAAGCUGUUUAGUCAACAUGGCUAAUAACAUUAUUCAAGAAAGCACUUUGCAGGGCACUUCUUAAUUUUGAUUAUUUUAAUAGUAAUGUAUUUGAGACAGUAUUAUCAGGGAUAAGAUUUUUCCUACUAUCAGUGGACUUCUGACUUUUGGGGAGCCAAAAACAUCAUUGGCUUUUUAACUAUUUUUAAAUAGUUAAAACCUCA